GCCUUCCCAGUCCCGCCCACCCACGCCCAGGCGGCUCCCUCCAAUGACGCCCACAAAGACCGAGGGAACUUCAUCUUCACCGCGUCCAUCGCCUGCCUUUCGCUCGACUUCACCGCCGGUACCGGCGUUGGCCAGAAAGCUGUCGGCGGAGUCCAGACUCAGCUACCCUUCACCCGAGGAACCAGCUGCUGAACACCUGCUGACGCCGGUGGAGACUCCUGGGUCCCCGCCCCUUCACUCCUCCAGCACCUCUCCAGCCUCGGUUGCAACAUCCGCAGGGGUGUCUUCGCGCCCGGGGAGCGCCACGUCGGUUCAGGAUGAGGACGGACGCACCCUCAGCGUCACCUCCUCCGGAUACGAGUCUGGCAGGAGGUCGUCGGGGGAGCCACGGUCCCUCUCAGAGCCGCUCGUCUCCCCCGACAAGUGGGUCAUCUUAAAAAGCCUCUCCUCUCUCCGCCAGAACCUGUGGCGAAGGCACCAGGAGUUGUCCCAACAGCCGGACUCUGAUGGAUCAUGCUGACAAAUAAUUGCCGCCUCGGCGGCACAGCAAGGCUUCCCUGAUUCCCUGUCCCUUCCCACCGAGGCUAAUUCCAUAUUGCCCCACUCCGUAGAAGAACGCCUUUCCACUCCUGACGACCAACGCUAUCAAAACCCCAGUGAGGACGCCGAAGAAAUG
Molecule: messenger RNA, 676 nt
Organism: Penaeus chinensis
Lineage: Eukaryota; Metazoa; Arthropoda; Malacostraca; Decapoda; Penaeidae
Product: flocculation protein FLO11-like
Exons: 4
Coding region: 44-520 (158 amino acids)
Source: RefSeq, a predicted model, not a curated record